Drosophila albomicans is the source of this 3308-nucleotide messenger RNA. RefSeq names its product voltage-dependent L-type calcium channel subunit beta-4 (gene Ca-beta). Gene Ontology annotation, cellular component: voltage-gated calcium channel complex. The coding region runs from base 1186 to 3306 and encodes 706 amino acids. Lineage: Eukaryota; Metazoa; Arthropoda; Insecta; Diptera; Drosophilidae. The transcript is spliced from 9 exons. Gene Ontology annotation, molecular function: protein binding; high voltage-gated calcium channel activity. The record is from RefSeq and is a predicted model, not a curated record. Gene Ontology annotation, biological process: calcium ion transmembrane transport; regulation of voltage-gated calcium channel activity; neuromuscular junction development.
CGUGCGGAAUUGAGUUCGAGUGAAUGUUGAAUGCGAAUGUGAAGGCGACUGUGAAUGCGACUAUCAAAGUCGUGAACUAGACGAGGGGGAACGGUAUUUAAAUCGGUCGGAUUGGAGUGAAUAUACAUAGCUAGAAUAUCCAUAAUUAAAGUGCGAUAAAACAUAUAGGGCAUACCCCACUCCAAACACUGCUCUAUCAGUGCGAAACAACGUGAUAAAGCCAACAAAAACAGCCACGCAAGCUGAAACAAAAGAGAAGAAAGACAAAAAAAGGAAAAGAAAAAGCAAAAAGCAAAAGAAAAAGUCAAAUUUCCCCCUUGCUCCAUGUUGCUAGUUCAUUUAUUCGGAGGGGGUUUUCCAGUAAUUUGCGUGCCUUGCGAUAUACUGAAAAACUGAAAUGCGCAUCGUGGUCAAAUGACUGACAUACAAAAUACCUAUUUUUAAAUCACAACAAAAGCAUCCGGAGGCGCCAAUACAGUAUCGAAUCGCGUCAAAACGGCGUAGGACCGCGGUACAAGAAAAAAAAGAAAAAGCGAAUAUUUCAGAGACUCUCGCAUCGUGGUAGUGAGGGGGCUUAUCCCCUAGAAGAAGAAGAAGAAGUCGGUGGUUGCGGAAGUCGGCGUGUGUGAGCGCCUUUCCAGUUAAAUUUACUAUUUACCACAUACCCAUUCUUCGUAUACAAUCACUGUGGCUCCGGCCUGCAGACUUCACUUCCCUUUCAUCGGUAUCACAAUCACUAUCUUUUGCGUUCUGUCUCUCGCUCAAACUGUCCUAUCAGUUGAACUGUGACUCGCCAUUGCCAAUUGCCUAAUGCGCAUUGCAGAUUGCCGCUUGGUGUCCAAGCUGUAAACAACGGCGUGCCACAAGUCGUGAAUGGCAUUAGCAGUAGCAGCAGCAUAGACAGUGCCAGUGGGCGAGGCAAAUCGUAUCUAUCAUAUCCUAAAACGUUGCUACAUUCCUUUGACGUUGCGUGUUGGCGCGUCAUCGUCGUCGCCGUCGCCGUAGCCUUCGUCGUGGUUGCCGUUGCUGUCGCUAACAUUGUCGUCAUCAUCAUCAUCAUCAUCAUCCUCGUUCCUAUCCAAUCAUCAGCUGUGGCAUUGGCAGCUAAGUUUGUUGUUAUCGCAUUGUGUGUGGAAGACCAUCAAAAUAUCUUCAUUCGAAGAAGAUUAUCGGGCUGACAGGCCCAUGGUGCAGCGUGCAUCCUCCUCAGAUGCUCCCUCAACUCAGGGAGGCCAUCAUCGAGAAUCUCGAUUUGGCCUUGGAUACACAUCAUACCAAAGCGGAUACAAUAAACUAUUCACACAGGGUUCUGCCGACUCAAACUACUCACAACCGUCAUCCGAUCUGUCGCUAGACGAGGAAAAAGAAUCGCUUCGGCGAGAAAAGGAACGUCAGGCCUUAAGCCAGUUGGAUAAAGCGAGGAGCAAACCAGUAGCGUUCGCUGUGCGAACCAACGUAGCAUACGAUGGUGCUAUCGACGACGACUCGCCUGUACAGGGUGCUGCAGUUUCAUUCGAUAUGCGGGAGUUCCUGCACAUCAAGGAGAAGUUUGACAAUAACUGGUGGAUUGGGAGACUGGUUAAGGAAGGCUGUGAUGUGGGCUUCAUACCCAGCCCCGCUAAGCUAGACAACAUUCGCAUGCAGAAUCAAACUAGACCCUCAAGACUGUACGGCACAAAGGGCUCAUCUAGCGGGAAUCUAGGUGCGGGACAAGCAGGUGCGGAGCCAUCACGAGGUAGCACACCCCCCACACCUGGUGACGAAUCAGAUUCCAUGGGACCAGGACGACAUGGCAAAGCACCAUUGGCCGCGCAACCAAACAAGGAGAAGCGAAAGCCGUUCUUCAAGAAGCAGGAAACCGCCAGCCCAUACGAUGUGGUCCCAUCGAUGCGCCCCGUUGUUUUAGUGGGUCCAAGCCUUAAGGGUUACGAGGUAACCGAUAUGAUGCAAAAGGCGCUCUUCGACUUCCUCAAGCACCGUUUCGAAGGUCGCAUUAUCAUCACGCGCGUCAUGGCCGAUAUAUCCCUGGCGAAGCGUUCCAUUAUGAACAAUCCAUCGAAACGUGCCAUAAUGGAGCGAUCAAGCAGUCGUUCCGAUUGCCUAGGCAAAGUUCAGGAGGAGAUCGAGCGAAUCUUUGAGCUGGCCCGUUCACUUCAACUGGUCGUACUCGAUUGUGAUACAAUCAAUCAUCCGUCACAAUUAGCAAAAACUUCAUUAGCGCCAACAAUAGUUUACUUAAAGAUUAGUAGUAGUAAGGUUUUACAGCGUUUAAUCAAAUCACGAGGCAAAUCACAAGCUAAGAAUUUGUCCGUACAAAUGGUUGCCGCUGAAAAAUUAGCCCAAUGUCCACCCGAAAUGUUCGAUGUAAUUUUAGACGAGAAUCAAUUGGAAGAUGCCUGCGAGCACAUUGCCGAAUACUUGGAGACGUACUGGAAAGCCACGCAUCCGGAUCUUCGUACAGGCGCCGUACCGGCCAUUGCCAGGCCGCUGCCAUCUCAGGAAGUGUCGUCCUCACCAACCGCUGAACAAGCUCGACUGGGUCCAACACCACCAGUCGAUGGUGAGGAAUUUGAAGAGCUCGAGCCCCGCAUGGCAAGUAUCGAGCGCGAGGGUAGUCGGGAGCGGGAUCGGGAACGUGACAGUAGGGAAAGAGAACGCGAAAAUGAACGCGACUACUGGGAUAGAGAGUUCAACCGUGAUCGCAGCUCCAAAGACAGAGAAAGAGAUUUGGAGUGGGAGCGCGAAAGAGCACGCGAAUGGGAAAGAGAGCGAGAAAGGGAUUGGGAUAGAGAGUUCGAUUGGGACCAAGGAGGUGCAUCUUACCAUCACAGCCGACGCCAAGCAUCAGGAAGACACCAGGAGCGAAGCGGAGGUGUUGUUAGUGGUGGCGUGGGUGGCAUUGGCCAUUCAUCUGGCUAUGAACGCGACAGAGAACGUUAUGAACGCCAGGAACGGGAACGACUUCAUGCAAGGGAUCGCGAUCUAAUGCACUAUGAUCUAAAUAGCGACGAGAUGCUAGAUGAGCGGAACUUUGAAUAUCCAGCCAUGAGAAGUGGUCCAAGUGGCGCAUCCCAUCAUGGUCACCUAUCGCGUGGAGGUCGACUGCUGGACGAUGGGGACUUCGAUCGUGAGGAUCGAUUAUUAGGCAGCUCAAGAACACGCUACGGACCAGGACCAGGACCUUCAACUCGAAUUGAUGAUCCUCGUGAUGUGACACGAGCGACAGCUGUUGUCGAACGCGAUCGCGAUGAAUACAGUCCGCACAGAGGUGGUGGGAGUAGUAGGAGAAUGCUGAAUGCCAUGUAGGA